Nilaparvata lugens (brown planthopper) is the source of this 516-nucleotide messenger RNA. RefSeq lists its product as uncharacterized. Lineage: Eukaryota; Metazoa; Arthropoda; Insecta; Hemiptera; Delphacidae. The record is from RefSeq and is a predicted model, not a curated record. The transcript has a single exon. Bases 1 to 516 code for a protein of 171 amino acids.
AUGGUGUAUGGCCAGGUUCUUCGCCUUCCUGGAGAGUUUCUGACACCAAACCUCCCAACUGGUCAUACACAUCCAUCAACAUUUGUGACCAACCUUCGAAGCUAUUUCAAUGCUCUUAGACCAGUGAAGGGUACACGUCAUGGGGAGCGAACGCCGUUUGUCUUCAAGGACCUUGCCACAUGUCAGCACGUCUUUGUCCGGACUGACACUUCAAAAGGUGCACUGGAACCACCAUACUCUGGGCCACACUUGGUCAUCAGCCGAACUGACAAAACUGCAGUAGUGAAAAUUCAGGGUUCUGACAUUACCAUCUCAAUGGAUCGCCUCAAGCCAGCCUUCAUCAUGGCAGAUGAUGAUCAGCCAAUCAGCAUCAGCCAAACGAUUCCCCCUGCAACAGCCAGCCCUCUACCUGAUGCCAUCCAGGAUCCACUGCCAGAUUCUGACACUCCAGCAGUAACUACCAGAAGUGGUCGUCGGGUGCACUUCCCAGAUCGCUUGCAAGCUGGUGUUUCGUGA